This is a messenger RNA of Miniopterus natalensis, 1256 nucleotides long. NCBI's taxonomy places the organism in Eukaryota, Metazoa, Chordata, Mammalia, Chiroptera, Miniopteridae. The record is from RefSeq and is a predicted model, not a curated record.
UUUGUAGUUUUCCGUCACCGAUUGUUCUUGCAGUUGGACAGAUGGCAGCUACCAUAAUGAUACUGUAUGUGUCCAAGCUAAAUAAAAUAAUUCAGUUCCCUGAUUUUGAUAAGAAAAUUCCUGUAAAGCUGUUCCCCCUGCCUCUCCUGUACGUGGGAAACCACAUAACUGGAUUGUCAAGCACAGGCAAAUUAAGCUUGCCGAUGUUCACCGUGCUCAGGAAAUUCACGAUCCCACUUACUUUACUCCUGGAAACCAUCAUACUUGGGAAACAGUAUCCGUUGAACACCGUCAUCAGCGUCUUUGCCAUCGUCCUGGGCGCUUUCGUAGCAGCUGGGGCUGACCUGGCCUUUAACCUGGAAGGCUAUAUUUUUGUAUUCCUGAACGACAUCUUCACAGCAGCCAAUGGAGUUUAUACCAAACAGAAAAUGGACCCACAGGAGCUAGGGAAAUACGGAGUGCUCUUUUACAACGCCUGCUUCAUGAUCGUCCCAACCCUCAUCCUCAGUGUCUCCACCGGAGACCUCCGGCAGGCUACUGAAUUCAACCAAUGGAAGAAUGCACUAUUUAUCAUACAGUUUCUUCUUUCCUGUUUUUUGGGGUUCCUGUUGAUGUACUCCACGGCGCUGUGCAGCUACUACAACUCGGCGCUCACCACCGCCGUGGUCGGAGCCAUCAAGAACGUAUCCAUUGCCUACAUCGGGAUGCUAGUUGGUGGAGACUACAUUUUCUCUGUGUUAAACUUUAUAGGGUUAAAUAUUUGCAUGGCAGGGGGCUUGAGGUACUCCUUUCUAACCCUGAGAAGCCAGUUAAAGCCUAAACCUGUGGACGAAGAAAACGCCCCUCCGGACUUGCAGAGGGGUGCUUAGCCGCCCGGCCCACGCGCAGGCCGGGGGCUGGGGUGGUUCCCUGACGCAGGAAAGUGGAGCAAGCAAAGGAAUGUCUGCAAAGAGCAAAGAGAAUCUACCUCACAUGCGCUGCACAAUGAGCCACUGUCGCCGGAGACGCGUGUCUGGGCAGAGCCUUACCAGCCGCAAGUGAAUCUUCUGGAGAUAAGCCCGAGGUCGACGGGAUCGUCUCCAGGGCGCUGUGUCCGUCCCUCUGCUGUCACGGCGCCGCGUGUGCUGAAGGGGAGGCCCAAGGUCGGCGCCCUGAAGGUGACAAUUUUCUCACCAGCACCUUCGCCUUCAUUUUGAAGGUCCAGCCAAAGCGGAGUGACAGCGAGAGCAUGUUGCAGUUUAAACAGACAUAUCUUU